AUGAUUUCUCCAUUCACUUUUCCGAUUUCUUUGCCAGCUGAAGACGAGUUCAAAUCCUCUGAACCAUCUGAAUAUAUUCCUGCUUCCUUAACCGAUUCUGGAUGUUGCUCAAUGGAUACUGCUGAGAAGGUUCACGAUGAGGAGUACUCCGAGCUAUCAGAUUUCGAUGAAGACUUUGAUUUUGACAAAGAUCUAGCUGAACUUUCCAACGAGGAUCUGGAUGAGCAAAGUUUGGAGGAAAUUCAAAAAGCGUUUGAUGAACUUUUCGAAAAAGUCCGCGAUGAUUUGGAUGACUUGGAGAAUGAUAUCGAGUGGGCCAAGGCAAUCAGCUAUUCGAUGCAAUAA
Molecule: messenger RNA, 345 nt
Organism: Caenorhabditis elegans
Lineage: Eukaryota; Metazoa; Nematoda; Chromadorea; Rhabditida; Rhabditidae
Gene: F19B10.13
Product: Transposase
Exons: 1
Coding region: 1-345 (114 amino acids)
Source: RefSeq, marked reviewed